UCAUCAGACCCUGUCUGCAGCAGUUCUUGUUUGGAGCAGUAGAGAAACGGAUUUGAGUGAGGACUAACUAGUUGGUGUUGUUGGCGUGUGCUCAAGAUGGCUGAGAGUAAGAGUACUUUAAUCGCAAGAUCUGUGCAGAAACAUGCAGGGAGAGCGAAAGAAAAGUGCUCGCGGUGGGGAGUGGGAACCCAGCGGCGGGUGCAGCGCCUGCCUCCCAUGAUUUUACAAAACUUGGGCAAAGUAGAUCGAACAUCAGACGAAAUUUUUGAGGAACAUCUUCAGAACUUCACACGACAACAAAAUGCUGCCAACAGACUACAGAAAGAAUUCAACAACUACAUUCGCUGUGUUCGUGCCGUGCAGACAGCAAGUAAAUCAUUGUUGGAUUCUCUAUGUGAAAUCUAUGAGAGUGGUUGGACUGGCCAUGAUCUACUAUAUGUACAAGCUCAGAAUAUUGAAAUGUUGUGGCAAGAUUUCAAUCACAAACUAGGUGACCAAGUGCUCAUCCCCUUGAACACAUAUCAAAGCCAAUUUCCAGAAAUGAGAAAGAAAGUAGACAAACGAGGUCGAAAACUUGUGGAUUACGACAGUCAACGGCACAACUACCAAUCACUCCAGGCAGCCGCAGCAAGUGGAACGAAGAAACGAGAUGAAAACAAGAUCAGCAAAGCUCGUGAUACUUUGGAAGAAGCAAAGAGGACAUAUGAAAUGCUGAACUCUGAACUACAUGAUGAACUACCGGCUCUUUACGACUCACGCGCCCUUUUCUUGGUUACGAAUCUUCAAACAUUAUUUGCUGCAGAACAGUUGUUCCACUCUGAAACAGCCAAGGUCUACACAGAGCUGGAAGCUGUUGUAGAUAAAUUGGCAACUGAAUGUCAGCGUGGCUCUUACACACUAAAGAAAAAUAACUCAUCUCCAAAGUCAGCAAUCAUUAACAAUAUGAAUUCAAGUAUAACAUCUGCACCCCACUCAGCGGGCAGCUCAGCUGAGCCCGUCGAUUGCGUGACACAAUUUACUAACCAAUCCUCCCCCUCCUCCACAGCUACCAAACUGGCCACCUUGCCCUCAUCUGAUGCAGUACCACACAUAAAUGGAGAUUCAAAAAAACAAAACAACAAUUCAAUCCCAGCUUCUCCAACGUCACCAACACCUUCAAGUCCUGAUGUAAAUGAGACUCCUGUUGCAAACAACUCCAACACAUCUGUCCCAGCUACAAAUUCAACCAAUGCCAAUUCCUCCACCCCUACCAGUCCAACUAAUGGCAAAGCACCUAAUGCCAACAGCAACAAGCUUGUUGAGGAGCUCUAUGACAUUCCUGUUGGUGCCACUACAGACAACCUGCCUCCAGGUGUUCUCUACAGGGUUAAGGCGACAUACAAGUAUAACCGUGAGGAUGUCGAUGAGCUGUCAUUUGAUGUUGGAGAGAUUGUUAGAGUUGUUGAAUAUGAUGACCCAGAAGAACAGGAGGAAGGCUGGUUAAUGGGAAUCAAAGAAGGAACAGGUGAAAAAGGAAUGUUCCCUGCAAAUUUCACCCGCCCGUUGUGAAGUGUGUAACAGCUUGCCCUAGGGCAAAGUCUUCUGUUUUUUGUGGAGGUGUAGACAUUCUUUUCAUUUCUUGCAAACCAAGUUGUCUAGCAACAUGAGUGAUGUGUGUUUGGGAGUGAACUUGCCCCUGAAUCAUCAAAUUUGAUACUUGUCAAUGGUUUGUUUAAAAAUGAAAAUUUUAUUUGAUUGAUGGACUGCUUCAAACUGCCUCUCUACACUGGCUGACCUAAGGAUAACUUUGGUGAACACUCUCUAGUUACAGAGGACCCAAAGUGUGUACAGUUCAUAAAUUAUCCUUAACAUAUCACUAGUGUAGACUGACCAAAAUAGUGGUGACCCUCUUGUGCACAACUGGUACCAGUAUGGAGACAUCAUAUUCCAUCAGACCAAGUUUAUAUUUUUGUAACGGUAUUCCCGUUUGUGAUUUUCCAUUCAUUACGACUUUGCAGAUUAGUUUGCAAUAAUUAAAAUUCAUGAUGUAUUCUUACACAUAACCAAAAUUUCAGUAUGAACAGAGAAUUUGUGUUACAGUACUGUUAUUUUAUAUUCAAAUCAAAUCAGAGUGUUUAGGUCUCUAUAAUGGCCUAUAUAUAUAUAUUAUCUAUAUCAAGUCUUUUAACAAAGAAUAUAUUGGUGGCCUUCGUACUUGAUGAUUAUGUGAUACGUACUUUUGAAGCGUACUGGUGCCAUUCAUUGAUUAGACAAUGCCUUCUUCUCGAUUGUUGAUUGUGAGAAAAUUUAUUUUGCUCAUUGUUUCCCCUACACAAAAGCAAAUUGUAACAAAAUAUUUGUUAAAGUGUGAUUUCUCUCUCAUAGAUGUUGCAUUUGUAUUUUUUAUUGGUCAGAGAUACUAUAGACCUCUGCAUGGCAUUUGUUAGUCAACAGAUUGUUUAUGAAAUUUAUGCCUCUCUUUGUUGGGAGUGAUAGCCUUUUUUUAAUUAUCGCAGUAUUUCUUUUAAAUGCAUCACAUCAUUUUACAUGUCCCAAGUGUAUUAUUUAUGACAGUAUUUCUUCCCUUCCAGAUUCUGUUGUAUAUCUGGUUUUCUGUUUUCAUUUGCAUGUUACUACAAUAAUUCUCAGUAAUAUAUAUUUACACUUGCUGUUACUUUAACAAUCACAAACCUGCGGCUAAAAUUUAACAUUUCUUAACCUACUAUUAAAAUGUAAAUUUACUUUGGAUUACAUCAAAGAAAGUUCGGAAGUGUGGGGCAUAACAAUUAUUCUUAUGAAGGGAAGCAAAAGUUUAUUUUUUUAAAUCUAUUAUGAGAGGAAUGAGCAUGCCCAUUUGUAUUUAGUCAUGAAUUGUUCUGUCAAACAAUUACGUGAGAAUUUGAUAUGAAUCAAGUAAGAUGGUUCAUGGUAUCUUAUUGAGUGAUUAAUGCUGUGUAUGUAUGUUUUUAAAUGUUUGUAUUAUGUAUAAAUGUCUGUUUGUUGUAUGUGUGUGUGAAUGUUUGCGUGCGAGUGAAUGAGUGUGCCUGUGCAUGUCGGUAGGUUCAUUGUUGAACUAUAAAUUACUUAUCUCUGUCCUAGAAUGAGGCCGCUGCCUAUACCCUUACAACAUUGUCUUCCCAACUCACGGCCUAGCUUAAAAUCUAUCUUAUACAAACAUACAAAUUUAGUAAUUUGUAUUUAUUUUAUUACAUCAUGACCAGGCAUAAUUUUUCUAAGAACUUUUAUAUUGAGACUGUUAUGAAGGGCCAAUAAGAGAAUGAAGUAAAAAGCAAUGAUGAGUCUGUGACUUGUUUAGAACAGAGAAAUCAGAGAAAUCAAAGAAGUAACUAUUUUCGGUAUUCAAGAAUAUUUUGGUAACCUUUAACUUGAGGUGUAGCGCGCCUAUUAAUUCUUCUACUGUAUUAAUCUUUAUUAAAGAUGUGUCAACUGGAGUAAGAGAAGGAGCUUGAUAUGAUUUUUGAGUCCUGUUCUAUUAGGGUCGAGUAAAUUGUUUUUAAAGAGGGAGGAGGCAAAUACUCAUUUUACUGUUUUUAAACUUUUAGAUUAAAAAAUAUUUUUUCUGUGUAAAUAAUUUGCUGCGAUGAGUAUGAAGUUCUUAAAUGAUGUGUUACUGAAAGUUUCAACUUGAAGUUUGGAAGAAAUAUUUGUUAACCUUUUUUAAAAAGUCUAAGUGAAUUGCUUUUAUUUGCCUCUUGGUAUUUUUCUACCAGCCUUAUGAGCUGGUAAAUUGCUUUUAAAUAGGAUUGUUUCUUCAUGUCCUUUCCAUCUUCCAUAAUCUUAUGAUUUCACUUGCCAUUUCCUCCCAUGUUGAUUUACCACUUUCAAGUGUGUGUUUUAUAAUUUGCUUUUUAGCUUAGCAAAAAACUAACCAGUCUCCAAAGCUGUUAUAAAUUUGUGAAUCUGUGAAAAAGCGCUACUUAGAAUUAAUUGUUAAAGCGAUGUGAGUAUGUUAAUUUGAGGAAGUACCAUGAUGUAGGAAUUAAAAUCUGUGAAUACCUCAUCAGCACAUGAAGCAUGUAAGAUUUCCUACUUCUUGUGCAUGUAUCAUGCUUGAGUCAGUUUUUGUUAAUUUAUUUUAGGGUUGAAGAUGUCAUGACUUCUGAAUGCUUUGCUCAGGACCUUCUACUUGAACGGAUUGAAUUCUGUAUGUGUGAUCUGUUGUGCAUAGUUUAUUUUGCUUCUGGCUCAUUCUAACACCAACUUGUGUGUUCUAUUUAAUUAUACAGCUAGAGAAAAAUAUCUCGUCUUCCUACUUAGUCGUAGUUUGUCUAUUCAUUUUUGUAGUUAAUGAAUGUUGGUGGUUCUGAUAGGUUUGAAUUGUCAAGCUCCUUCAGAGAAAAGGCUGGCCUGAUAAUGUGGAGGAUACUGCUUCUGAUUUAAAUAGAGGUUUGAUGUUGCCCUCGUACUUGUACCAUAAGGACCCCCAAACCAACAGUAACAGUGCUUCAGAAUGUGCCAUGAAGUCUUUCAAAGAAUUCUUUCAAGUAGAGACCAGUCUACUGACCAACCAUGGAUGUAGAUUUGAGGUCAUUUCUGUGAAUUCUACUUAAAAGAAAAAAAAUGUGCUCAUUAGAAAGGAAUGGAAAAUUUUGUGAAAUGUGGGAAGUGUCACAAUUUUCUCUUGUAAAUAUAAAAAUGAAUACAUGAAUACAGUAGAACUUUGUCUAAGCGUGCCUCCUUACUCUGUGUGCAUUUAUUUCUAUAUUUCACCAUUAUUUCUAUGUUUAUAUGGAAUUAGGAUGCCGUAUGUAGUGAUAGGUCAAAAUGCUAGCAUAUGUUAUCUCAUCUAGUUCUUCCCCAAGGCACUUCAGGUUACGGACUGUUAGUUGCUUGUACAGGGUUCUACUGUGUGCAAAUGUAUUGUAUAAUUACUAUACAUAACUAUGUACAGAAUGUGAAAGAUAUAAUUUAAAAUAAACAAUCAAGUUACACA
Messenger RNA from Frankliniella occidentalis (western flower thrips), 4933 nucleotides. RefSeq names its product myc box-dependent-interacting protein 1 (gene Amph). Gene Ontology annotation, molecular function: protein binding; phospholipid binding. Gene Ontology annotation, cellular component: cytoplasm; plasma membrane. The coding region runs from base 97 to 1548 and encodes 483 amino acids. The transcript is spliced from 10 exons. The record is from RefSeq and is a predicted model, not a curated record. Lineage: Eukaryota; Metazoa; Arthropoda; Insecta; Thysanoptera; Thripidae.